AUGAUAUCGGUCAACGCCGAUGAGUUUUUGGAUAACAAAGAUCCUACAUUAAAAGACAAUUUGAUCCAAAGGAAGCAAGACAUUGCUUAUUUAACAGAUUUAUUUUCUAAAUUUAAUGAGGUUAAUUUUCAGUUACAAGGCGAUAAUUUAAAUUUAAUAAAAACAAAAUCAAUCAUCGCAGCUUUUCUGGUCAGAAUUAAUUUAAUGAAGCAAAACAUUGGACGACAUGAAUUUUCUCACUUUCCCAAAUUGUCACGUAUGAACUGUCAGGAUGAUGACGUUUCGGCUUACGUUCAACAUUUAAAUGCCCUUCACACUGACUUUAAAAUCAGAUUUGAGGAUAUUUUGACAUUGGAAAUACCACAGUGGAUUAUUAAUCCAUACAUUGACAUUGAAGAAUCGGAUAUCGUAUUACAAGAAGAACUGAUCGGAAUAAGUACUAACGAAGAACUUAAAGGACAAUUUAGAAAUGGGUAUCAGCAAUUCUGGCUUCAGAGAGACAUACCUGUUAUUUAUCCUGGUUUAUGGAGUAUCGCAAGAAAGUUUUUGAUAGCUUUUCCUUCAUCAUACUGCGUUGAAAGGGGUUUCAGCACAGUUGUCAAUCUUCUUACAAAAAAAAGAAACAGAUUGGAAAUUACCGAUAGAGGAGAUUUGAGGUUAAAUCUGACUAGUUUAAAGCCAAAUAUUGAAAAUUUACUUUCAAAGCAUCAGGCUCACCCUUCCCAUUAA
This is a messenger RNA of Acyrthosiphon pisum (pea aphid), 729 nucleotides long. RefSeq names its product SCAN domain-containing protein 3-like. NCBI's taxonomy places the organism in Eukaryota, Metazoa, Arthropoda, Insecta, Hemiptera, Aphididae. The transcript is spliced from 2 exons. The record is from RefSeq and is a predicted model, not a curated record. The coding region runs from base 1 to 729 and encodes 242 amino acids.